AUGAAGCAGGUGUCGCUGCGCCGCCUCGAGCCCGAGUCGCGCGACGAGGUCGUGCAGGAGGCGCAGCUGCUUGAGCAGCUCGCGCAAAAGCCGGGGCACGAGGCGUAUAUCCUGCGGUACUUUGGGCACCGCCUGAACCGCGACACGCUCAAGAUUCUGCUCGAGCUGGGCGACAUGGACUUUGGGCACCUGCUCAAGGCGCAUGCGCCGCUGCCGCGCGCGCAGAUCGACGCAUACUGGGAGCAGAUGCUCGAGGCCGUGCAGUUUAUCCACGAGAAGGCGAACCUUGUGCACACGGACUUGAAGCCGGCCAACUUUCUCAUGGCCAAGGGGCGCCUGAAACUGAUCGACUUUGGCAUCGCGCAAAAGAUUCCCAUCGGCACGAUCCACAUCUCGCGCGACGCCAUUGUGGGGACGCCGAACUACAUGGCGCCCGAGGCGAUCCAGAUCGCCAAGAAGCAGGGGCGCCGCGUCUACAAGGCAGGCAAGGCGAGUGACGUGUGGUCGAUGGGCUGCAUUCUGUACCAGAUGGUCUAUGGGCGCCCGCCGUUCGACCGGCUCAGCGGCGAGAAGAAGCUCGAGGCGAUCAUGGACCCGCAGCACGUGGUGCCGUUCCCACCUCACCGCGUGCUCGACGACCCAGCCUCGGAGCCGGUGGGUGCAGACCUCCUGGACGCGAUGAAAGGCGCGCUCACCUACGAGGCGGCCGCGCGCGCCACGGUCCCAGACCUGCUCCGCCGGCUGCGCGCCCCCCCCGCGGAGAAGAGCGAGCGCCUGAGCGAGACGGUCACCAUUUCGCGCAAGACCUUGCGCACCCUCGUCGCGCGCCUCCAGCAGCUCGCCGUGCAAGGCGAGCUCACCGAAAGCAACGCGGUCCUCCGCGCCGACGUCCUCUUCGACAACCUGCAGCAAGGGAGCCGGUCGUAG
Malassezia sympodialis ATCC 42132 is the source of this 927-nucleotide messenger RNA. RefSeq names its product serine/threonine/tyrosine protein kinase MPS1 (gene MPS1). NCBI's taxonomy places the organism in Eukaryota, Fungi, Basidiomycota, Malasseziomycetes, Malasseziales, Malasseziaceae. Gene Ontology annotation, molecular function: protein serine/threonine kinase activity; ATP binding; protein serine/threonine/tyrosine kinase activity. Gene Ontology annotation, biological process: chromosome segregation; meiotic spindle assembly checkpoint signaling; protein localization to kinetochore. Gene Ontology annotation, cellular component: nucleus; kinetochore. The record is from RefSeq and is a predicted model, not a curated record.